CCUUUCGCCUUUUGCCACGAUAGCCACUGCUACCUUCAUCAUCAAAGAGACUCAUCUUUCCUAUCUCCUCCAUCGCUUGCCGCAAUACGUACCUGGAGCCGCCGAACUACUCAAAGGACACAACAAGUGGAAGAUGUGGAUUUGGGAAUGGUUCCGUGACCUCCUCGCCAGCUUGGGCCUUGCGAACAAGCACGCAAAACUCCUCUUCCUAGGCCUUGAUAAUGCCGGCAAGACCACGUUGCUGCACAUGCUAAAGAACGACCGCGUUGCAGUUCUACAGCCAACCCUUCAUCCGACGAGCGAAGAGCUCGCCAUCGGCAACGUCCGCUUCACCACCUUUGAUCUCGGAGGUCACGCACAAGCGCGCAGGCUAUGGCGCGACUACUUCCCUGAGGUUUCGGGCAUCGUCUUCCUCGUCGAUGCGAAGGACCACGAGAGAUUCCCGGAGGCGAAGGCCGAGCUCGAUGCGCUUCUGGCUAUGGAGGAGCUGAGCAAGACGCCUUUCCUUAUCUUGGGCAACAAGAUUGACCAUCCAGAGGCUGUUAGCGAGGAGCAGCUGAGGAGUGUACUGGGCUUGUAUCAGACUACUGGCAAGGGACAGGUUCCCCUCGAAGGGAUUAGGCCUAUCGAGGUGUUCAUGUGCAGCGUCGUCCUUCGGCAAGGUUACGGUGAGGGCAUUCGCUGGUUGAGUCAGUAUGUAUGAACAGCAAUUAUGUACACGCCGGGUUAUGAAGUGCUUUGGUAGAUGUGAUAUUUAGCGUCAAGGUCGGCGUUCAUUGGCUACUAGAUAAGUGUGUAAUAAAGGCUUAAUUAUUGUACACUCCAGAUCCAUGAAGUUGACAGUUGUGAGGGGUUGUUUCGCUUCGCAUACUAUUAUUUCUGUGUUGACUUUUGAUUUGGGAAUACUCGACCAUUUGGUUAUAGCUUUCCAAUUACAACCUGACACAAUGUCGUCACAAUGCGGUUUUGUAUCUCCUGAACUUUAUUUCCAUUAUCAAACGCUAGUAGGGAUUUCUAGGAGCUUUGAUGUCGAAGAGGUUUUUUAUAUGGAGGCUCUGACUUAUCUGGUUCGCAUAAUCACUUUUUCC
Molecule: messenger RNA, 1088 nt
Organism: Verruconis gallopava
Lineage: Eukaryota; Fungi; Ascomycota; Dothideomycetes; Venturiales; Sympoventuriaceae
Product: small COPII coat GTPase sar1
Exons: 2
Coding region: 134-703 (189 amino acids)
Biological process (GO): intracellular protein transport; membrane organization; vesicle organization
Cellular component (GO): endoplasmic reticulum exit site; COPII vesicle coat
Molecular function (GO): GTP binding; GTPase activity
Source: RefSeq, a predicted model, not a curated record